AAAUCUUAAUGGUUUUGAGUGUCUUUCUGGUGUUUCUCCGGCUUAGGGAUUCUGAAAAGACAGGAAUCCCCUUAAAAGCAGACGAAUGCCCCUUUGAAAGCACGCAUUGUGUGCGUUUCUAGAGGAGCAGUGCGCUUGGGAAUUAAAGGCAGGCUUCCCCGUUCGGUGGUUUCCAGUGGGAAAUCACUCCGGAAAGGAAGCCCUUCUGUAUCGAUUUAUUGUUUUUGUCUUCCCAACCAUUAUCUCUUUGACUAAAAUACUGUCUGAGAAGUUCCACGGAGACAAAGUCAGGUAAACUAGACUGGGCAGCUCUUUAAGCAAGAUGGUGAUGACGGUGAUGCUGUUUUGGGUGUCUGUUUGCGAUGGAAGCAUUGUUGGGUAAUUGCAAUUUCUGAUCGGUAGAGCAUGCUGGUUCUAAAAAAAUAAGUUAGUGCUGAAAGCCUUCUUCCAGCCCCCUCCCCUACACGCUGCCUCACCCCUCCUCCCCGACCCACACCGCUUACUACAAUUCUGAAAUUGGAUCCAACUGCAAAUAUUUUCUUUUAUGAUCGGAAAGUUGUGCAGUUGAAAUAAGGAGAUGAGGCCAGAGGUACUGGGUGUGUGUGCCUAUGUGUGUGUGUGUGGGGGGGGGGGGGUUAGUGCCAGGUGCUGUUUUUAUUCUUUAUGUAUGUCUGUGCAGGAUUCUCACUGUGCAUGUCUGCCUAAAAAGACUGUGGAGGGAAGGAUUUCCGAUUUGUUUCCGUUUCAAAUAAACUGUCCUGAUAAUCUUGUGAAUGACGUUUAAUACUAAAAGGACGAUUUGUGUGUCUCUUCAACCCAGCAGAAACUGUUUUCCUAAGGGGAGUUUCUUCUGGAUUCUACAGCAGCGACGUUUCCUUGUCAGUCUCUACCUCAUCCCUGUCCAGUAAAGUUUGGUGGGAGUCCAUGGUCUCUAAGGAAAUUCUGAUAGUACUUGUUUUCCUCUUACAUUCUUUUCUCUUCUUUUUCUUUUCGUGCCUUCACUCUUCAUGCUGUUUGUCUUCGUUUUCUAUAGGCUUGCGCUGAAAACUUUCAUGAAGUAGCUGUCAUCAAAACUAGGAGUUGGGGCCCCAUUCCCUCACUCUCUUGUGGCUCACACAGUUGCAGAUCUGAUCUCUUCUGAACACCUCACCGUGUCUCCAUCCCUGGGACUCUGAACCCAGCAGCUGGACUACUUUGUUCUUGGAAUUUUGGGCAUCCUUUCUUUUUGCUUUCCUUUUGUCCUUCUCUCUUCUCCCUCCUGAGAACUCCUGAAGACUGUGGGAUUGUCAUGGAGUCCAGGGAAAUCUUGAGCAGCUCCCGGCAGAGAGGGGGUGAGUCUGAGUUCCUGCCAGUCUCCUCAGCCAAGCCUGCCACUGCUCCUGGCUGUGCAGGAGAACCUUUGCUGUCCAGUCCAGGACCCGGGAAGAGCAUCCCAGUGGGAGGAGAACGCAUGGAGCCAGAGGAGGAGGACGAACUUGGCUCAGGGCGGGAUGUGGAUUCUAACUCCAAUGCAGACAGUGAGAAAUGGGUGGCAGGAGAUGGCUUGGAAGAGCAGGAGUUUUCCAUCAAAGAGGCCAACUUCACUGAGGGGAGUCUGAAGCUGAAGAUUCAGACCACAAAGCGAGCGAAGAAACCCCCAAAGAAUCUGGAGAACUAUAUCUGCCCACCUGAGAUCAAGAUCACCAUCAAGCAGUCUGGGGACCAGAAAGUGUCCCGUGCUGGGAAAAAUAGCAAAGCUACGAAGGAAGAAGAAAGAAGCCACUCCAAAAAGAAGCUCCUCACAACCAGUGACCUUGCAGCCAGCGACCUCAAAGGAUUUCAGCCACAGGCUUAUGAGAGGCCCCAGAAACACCCUACUCUCCAUUAUGACCCAGGCCUCUCACAGGACUUCACCAGUGACACCUUAAAACCAAAGCACCAGCAAAAAAGCAGCAGCCAGAACCAUGUGGACUGGUCCACCAACUCUGACAGUGGACCCUCCAGUCAGAAUUGCUUCAUCAGUCCAGAGUCAGGCCGAGAAACUGCAAGCACCAGCAAGAUCCCAGCUCUUGAGCCUGUGGCUUCCUUUGCCAAGGCCCAGGGAAAGAAAAGCAGUGCAGGGAGCACAUGGAGUCAGUUGUCUAACAACAGUAAAGAUCUGCUUCUGGGAUCUGUGGUUCCAUCUCCAAGCAACCGCAGCUCACCAGCCCCUGCUAGCAGCUCUUCUGAGUGCAAUGGUCUCCAGCCCUUAGGAGAUCAAGAAGGAGGAGGUACAAAGGAACCCUCAGAACCACCUACUACAGGCAGCAAGAAAAAGUCAAGUAAAAAGGAUGUGAUAAGUCAAACCAUACCAAACUCAGACCUGGAUUGGGUCAAGAGUGCCCAGAAAGCAUUUGAAAACACAGAAGGGAAAAGAGAGGGUUACUCUGCAGAUAAUGCCCAGGAGAUAUCACCAGCCAAGCAGAAUGUGAGUUCUGUAGGUAAUCUUGAAACUGACUCUAGUCAUGUCAGGAUUACUAUCCCCAUCAAGGCACCCUCUCUAGAUCCAGCCAGCCAUAAGAGGAAAAAGAGACAGUCCAUUAAAUCAGUGGUGGAAAAGAUCAUCCCAGAGAAAGCACUGGCUUCUGGAAUCUCCAUGAGCAGUGAAGUCGUUAACAGGAUACUUUCUAACUCAGAGGGAAGUAAGAAAGACUCCCGUGUCCCUAAAUUGAGUAAAAUGAUAGAGAGUGAACCCCCCUCAAUUAGCCUUGAAACUGGUGGAAAUAUAGAGAAAAUAAUCCCAGGAGGAAUGUCCAAGCAGAGGAAACUACCCAUCGUCAUGGCGUCUCCCACAUGCACAGAUCACUCCCCCUCAAGAAAGCUGCCUGACAUCCAACAUCCAAAAUUUGCUGCAAAACGGAGAUGGACGUGCAGCAAGCCAAAACCCACAAGUAUGCUUCGAGAGGCAGUCAUGGCCACCUCUGAUAAACUGAUGGUGGAACCCCCAUCUGCUUACCCUAUCACCCCAUCCAGCCCUCUGUACACCAACACCGACAGUCUUACUGUGAUCACUCCAGUCAAAAAGAAGCGAGGACGACCAAAGAAGCAGCCUUUGCUCACUGUGGAGACGAUUCAUGAGGGUACUUCCACCAGCCCAGUCAGUCCCAUCAGCCGAGAGUUUCCUGGCACCAAGAAAAGAAAGAGGCGACGCAACUUAGCUAAGUUGGCCCAGUUGGUGCCAGGAGAAGACAAACCCAUGAGUGAAAUGAAAUUUCACAAAAAGGUUGGAAAACUUGGUGUGUUGGAUAAGAAGACCAUCAAAACUAUCAAUAAGAUGAAGACACUCAAGAGGAAAAAUAUCUUGAACCAGAUCUUGUCCUGUUCCAGUAACAUUGCCCUGAAGGCCAAAGCUCCCCCAGAGACCAGUCCUGGGGCAGCCUCAAUUGAAAGCAAACUGGGCAAGCAGAUUAAUGUCAGCAAGAGGGGGACCAUCUACAUUGGCAAGAAGAGAGGCAGGAAGCCAAGAACAGAGCUGCCACCCCCAUCCGAAGAUCCUAAGUCAGCCAUCAAGCACUCCAGGUCUGUCUCCAGCCAGCCGGAUGUUCCAGCCGUGCCUUCCAACUUCCAGUCACUUGUGGCAUCCUCACCAGCAGCUAUGCACCCACUUUCCACGCAGUUGGGUGGGUCCACUGGCAACCUGAGCCCCGCCAGCACUGAAACUAGUUUUUCAGAGUUGAAAACUAUGCCAAACCUCCAGCCCAUCAGUGCUCUUCCAACCAAAACCCAGAAGGGAAUUCACAGCGGAACCUGGAAGCUGUCUCCCCCCAGGCUGAUGGCCAACUCCCCUUCGCACCUGUGUGAGAUAGGCUCACUAAAGGAAAUCACAUUGUCCCCUGUGAGCGAGUCCCACAGUGAGGAGACCAUCCCAAGCGACAGUGGCAUCGGGACAGACAACAACAGCACGUCUGACCAAGCAGAGAAGAGUUCAGAAUCCCGACGGAGGUACUCUUUUGAUUUCUGCUCCUUGGACAACCCUGAGGCCAUUCCAUCUGACACCAGCACAAAGAACCGGCAUGGCCACCGGCAGAAGCAUCUCAUUGUGGACACCUUCCUGGCCCACGAAAGCCUCAAGAAGCCAAAGCACAAGAGGAAAAGGAAAAGCCUGCAAAACCGUGAUGAUCUCCAGUUUCUGGCUGAGCUGGAAGAGCUCAUCACCAAAUUCCAAGUAUUCAGGAUCUCCCACCGGAGUUACACCUUUUACCAUGAGAAUCCAUAUCCCAGCAUUUUCCGGAUUAAUUUUGAUCACUAUUACCCGGUGCCAUAUAUCCAGUAUGACCCAUUGCUCUAUCUUCGUAGGACUUCAGACUUGAAGUCAAAGAAGAAACGUGGUAGGCCUGCAAAAACCAAUGACACCAUGACAAAGGUGCCUUUUUUACAAGGGUUCAGCUACCCUAUUCCCAGUGGAAGUUACUAUGCAGCCUAUGGAAUGCCUUACACAUCAAUGCCUAUGAUGAACCUGGGUUACUAUGGUCAGUACCCCGCUCCUCUCUAUCUAUCGCACACACUUGGAGCAGCUUCCCCAUUCAUGAGGCCAACGGUGCCACCGCCUCAGUUCCACACAAGCUCCCAUGUGAAAAUGUCUGGGGCAGCUAAGCAUAAAGCAAAGCAUGGAGUACACCUGCAGGGACCAGUUGGCAUGGGCCUCAGUGACAUACAGCCAUCACUGAACCCUCCCAAGGUGGGAAGUGCCGCUCUGACUGGUGGUCGACUCCACAAGAGGAAACACAAACACAAGCAUAAGCACAAGGAAGACCGGAUCCUGGGGACCCAUGACAACCUGAGUGGUCUCUUCGCAAGCAAAACCACAGGCUUCUCCAGCCACCUCCUGAGUGAGCGGUUGAGUGGUGCAGACAAAGAUCUCCCGCUGGUGAGUGAGAAGGCCAAGCAUAAGGAAAAACAGAAGCACCAGCACAGUGAAGCUGGCCACAAGGCCUCCAAGAACAACUUUGAGGUGGACACCCUGUCUACACUGUCACUUUCAGAUGCCCAGCAUUGGACACAGGCCAAGGAUAAAGGCGACUUGAGUAGUGAGUCUGUGGACUCAUGCCCUAAAAGAUACUCUGGCAGUAGCGGAGAUGGUAGCAGCACAAGAUCUGACAGCUUGGACAUGUUCAGUGAAAUGAACCCUUCCAGUGACAAGUGGGACAGUGACAUGAGUGGGAGUAAAAGGAGAAGCUUCGAAGGCUUUGGGACAUACAGGGAAAAGGACAUCCAAGCCUUCAAGAUGAACCGUAAGGAAAGAAGUUCGUAUGACUCCUCUAUGUCUCCAGGGAUGCCAAGUCCCCACUUGAAAGUGGACCAGACAACAGCACACAGUAAGAACGAGGUUCCAGUGUCCACCAUGAUGACCAGGAAGAAGCCAGCUGCAGUUGACAGUGUUGCAAUUCCACCAGCCCCAGUAUUAUCUCUCCUGGCUGCCUCCACAGCAACGUCAGAUGCAGCCAGCUCCUCCCUGAAGAAGCGAUUCAAGCGGCGGGAGAUCGAAGCCAUCCAGUGCGAAGUGCGGAAGAUGUGCAACUACACCAAGAUCCUGUCCACCAAGAAGAACCUGGACCACGUGAACAAGAUCCUGAAGGCCAAGCGGCUGCAGAGACAAUCAAAGACAGGCAACAACUUCGUCAAGAAGAGGCGGGGGCGUCCCCGCAAGCAGCCCAGCCAGUUCGAUGAGGACUCCAGAGACCAGAUGCCCGUGCUGGAGAAAUGCAUCGACCUGCCCACCAAGCGGGUGCAGAAGCCUAGCCUGAGCCCGCUGGUGCUGGAGCCCGCCGCCAGCCAGGACGCCGUCAUGGCCACCAUCGAGGCGGUCAUCCACAUGGCCCGCGAGGCGCCGCCCCUGCCCCCGCCCCCGCCGCCGCUGCCCCCGCCCCCGCCGCCGCCCCCGCCCCCGCCCCCCGCGCUGCCCAAAGCCCCCAGGGGCGGCAAGCGGAAGCUCGCGGUGCCCCCUGCCGGCCAGCCCGCGCAGGCGUCCCCGCAGCAGCCCCCGCCCCAGGAGGAGGAGGUGAAGGCCAAAAGGCCCCGGAAGUCCCGAGGGAGCGAGAGCGAUGUCCUCCCCUAAGGUGGGUUUGGGCGUCUGAACCUGGGGCUGCGGGACUGAGGCAUUGCAGGCGCAGCGAGCUGGGGUGGGGGUGGAUCCCCCACUGCGGGGGACCCCGACGCCCUUCUCUCCAGAAGCUGGGCGGGCAGAUCGGGCCAGAUGACAGGGUUCAGCCAUCGGAGCUCUUGGGAUAGCCGAGCAGGGGGACACCUUCCAAAGAAGCUCGCCCGUGCUGCGCAGCAGGGCCCAGCCCGGCGGCACUUGUGUGUGGCUGGAGCCCUCUCGGGCAGCAGAACACCGACCCGGGGAGGAGGCUGGUGCUCUCGGGGCCACCUGACCUUCCGCAGCCGAGGGGCGCCCUUCUCCAGCGUGCACUUGCGGGCCAGGAAAACCGGAAGGGGAAAGGCCUCAAUUAGGAAACAUUCCAAGGGGAGAGAAGCUGCAAAUGUGUCAACUGGCUUUGUUGUAACCCACUUCCACUUAAUUGGUUUUUAUUUCUUUUGGUUUGCAAGUUCUUCUAGGCUGGGUGGGGGGCACUGACGUCAUCGCAGGUGACCUAAAUCUUUCCGUUAACAGUGGUUUUCUCAGAUGGAACUGUGUAAUCAGAAGGUGACAUUCUAGUGAUAGGCGACCUUAAACCUGCAUUCAUAUUCUUCCGUGUGCCUCUGUCCUACAUACACUGGUUUUUAGCAUCGACUGUUCCUGCUUUUCCUUUGCUCAUUGUACUUUCCAUGUUCUGUACCUUCUCCUUAACUUGCUGCCUUCUUUUCUUGGUACACAUCUAAAUAAUUGUGAACCUUACCUUUGUAGUAAAGUCCACCCUUGGUGCACUGUCCCGAGGAACCUGGCUUUGAAUCCCAAUCGUUGUGAAACACGUACUCAGUAUUGAUGGAGCCUUUUAAAUAAGUGACUGGGAACAGCCCCGGAUAUGGUGACCCAGGUGUCAAACAAGUUAUGUUUUACUUAAAACAUAAUAGCAGAGAACAGACAGACUAAAAUGGUUUUAAUACCCCACAGCAAAUGGGAUAACUGACAAGCCACCAAAAAGGAGAACCCCAGGCCAACCAGAAAGACACAUGUCUAAUAAUGCCUUGGUAUGUGAUUUUUUUUUUCAUACAAAGAGCUGUCAUAGGUAUUGAGAAAAGGAAACAAAAAGACAGUAGAAGUCCAUUGUCUCUUGAUAACUAUUUCUUAGAAACAAAUGGAAGUAAGUGUUCUUAUCGAAAAAUAAAAAAUAAAAUGUUUAAAGGGUAUCACCACUCCAACUGUCAAGCCACCUUGGACAAAGUAUCCAUAUUGUGGUUGCCUUAAUACACUAAAACAUUUUUGUACAUAAUGUAAUUAUGAACCUAUCAGUCUGCAUGGAUGCAAACUGUGUGUGACAAAUCGUCUUUUAAAUGGUCAAUUUCAACUGUACAUUUUUCAUCCAAGUUGUACUCUAGCCAUUGGUUUAGCGUGGACAGAUACUCCAUCUCUAUUUCCAUUUCCGAAGCCCAAGUGAAACAUGUUAAGAAGACUCAGAAUGAAUAUGAAGUUAUCCCAUUGCCGUAGAUGUUUUUAAAGUCAAAUGUGGAGAUUUCAAUUUAGUAUUUUCAAUUUCUUCCCUCCCUCUUUCCCCUGCCUUUCCCAAGACAUCAAAUACCUGGCAUGGUAGAUUAUAGAGAGACACUGGAAGAGAGAAUGAAAUUUUCCAAUGGGAGUAAGAAUAUCUGGUUUACCUCCAAAUUAAGUUUCUUUACAGGAAGUUGGGACCAACUGGAAAUUACAUUAUCACUUCAGACACAAUAUUAUUUCUCUACAGGGAAAUGGAUCGUUGUUGGGAAUAUAAGAGAAUACGUGAUGGGGUAACUGUGGGAGUAAAUGUUAAAGUCUUAUGUUAGUAUGCUUGCAAACAUCACAUCUCUAUGUUGUGGCACCCACGGUUGGUUGAAAUUACCUACAGGUCUAGCCUUUUCUGUACAGUCGCUGUCGCAGCCCAGUAGGUCAGUUGCAUUUAAUCCUAGCAAUAUGUAAGUUUAAAGGACUGUACUUUAAAGCUUAUAUCCUAGACACUCAGUCUGUGACCUGGGCUGACCUUUGCCAUUUCACACAAGCUGAACAGCAAAAUCAAACCAGCCCUUUUCAAUCUGUCAUUUCCAAGCCAUAUCCGAGUGGUUCCAAAAUCACCAGGGAGGAAGGUUUAAAUUAGCCCCUCUCACUCCACCAUGGCUAUGAAAGCGCAACCAUUUUCAUUCCAAUUAAGCCAUAAAGAAGUUUCUCUUCCUGUUGGAUCUAAAAAAUAAUUUCUUUGGUUCUUGUAAUCUUCUCCUUUCCCAUGCUGCACUAUCUCCCAAGCAAGUCUAUAAGCAGACUGAAUCUUGGGGAAGGCUAGCCAGUGCUUGGAAAAUUUCUUGAAAGGAAGACACAAAGUUUAAUUGACAUUCACUUCUAGAGGUGAGAAAUUAUAAAUAAUUUGGAGACAUUAGAAUUUUCAAACCAAUAAAAAAUAUUCCAAGAGAGAUACAAUGGAGUUGCAAAUUACAUGUGAAUUGGGGUCUAUGGCUGGCAUGUGAGUUAAAUGCAAAUCUUCAUGUGCAGACCCUAAGAAUAGACUGGAGAACUGCAGAAGACCAAAGCUGAGGUUUGCUAACUAGCUCCUUGCAUGUGGAAGCCAGACCUGUCACCUACACUGCUUCCUCUCUCUGUCACCCUUUAUUCCCUCUGUGUCACAUUUUUUUCCUCCAAUUUUUCAUUAACCCAACCCAUAAUUACAACCAUUUCCUUCUUCUCUAAACCCCCUCCCCACCUUCCCUUAGUCUGUUCUGUUUAUUCCAGGCUCCACGUGGGUCCAGUCAGUCACCCAUCUAGUCAGUUGCAGGGCCAGGAAUGCAACCCAGCUCUCUUGUCCCAGAUUGUGGACUUCCUUAGCCAUCCAACACUGCCUGCUGGGGUUGCAUUUUUAUAUUGAGAGGGCAUUAUUUGGUAUCCGUAAGACUCCACAUACAGCUUCACCAAAUAUUCUAUAGUAAGAGAAUAUUCUACAGUGAUUUGCAUUUCUCCCCCUACUCCCACCCAGACUACUAUCCUUCAGCAAGCAGGUGUGGACCCAUUUAAUAAGGAGUCUGAUUUAGGAUGAGAAACUGAUGAAACCUAGAUAUAAAAGCCUCCUUAAAGGUGCCAAUGGACCUUCACCAUACCGUGUGGCUAGGUGACCACUUGCUUUUCAACCCUCAUCUCCAGGGUGAAGUUUGUGCUCCUCAAAUAGCCUGUCUCUGGCUACAACGCAAAGAAGAAAAGUCAAAGGAAAGGAGAGUAUGUAGGUUUGCUUUGUGACUUGGCAGGACUAGGACUCAACAGUCAAGGACAGUCCAGGAAAGGUGACUAAAAGUCUGGAAGAAGGUGAACAUGUUAACUUGACUAAUGUCUGGAGUGGGAAGCCAUGUCCAAUGGCAGACAGAAUUUGUGUUCUGCACAUUGCCCGGUCUAUAAUAUGAUAAGCAAGUGGUGACAGAAUUAUAGUAUAAGGUGAUGUAUUAUAUGCAGAUCAUAAAGGAUUUGGUAUUAGAAGUUAAGUAGAAAAUCCCACUCCUGGCUUAUUACCCAAUAAUAUUCAGAUAAUGAGCUUUUGGAGAAUGCUUUUCCCUAUCACCAGGAAGAUUUACCUGGUAACUGUCUAUAAAGUCUUAUAGAUAUCUUUCCAAAGCCUUUAAAUGCCAACUGUAGCGUGCAGAGAGAGAGGGUAGCAGGAGCUGAAAUGCCUCAGAAGCCAUUUAAGUGUUACGUUGCAGGAUUUUCAGUCCUCCUCAUUAUGUAAAAGGAGAUAAAUAUAGACAUUUUUCUCAACACUACCCUAUCGUAUCACAAUGGUCCAAAUGCCAGAGCUUACAGAUAAUGUCAUCACAGUGCCUAGAAACUCAAACUGUAAUAUACCGUAGCAUUUCCUUGGUGUUUCCUAAGGUUUCUUUCCACAAUACAAGGCUCCCUCUGCCUCUUGUUUCUUAGAGAGUUCACCCCACUGACAGUCUGCCUUCCCUGUAAGACUCAGUCAUUUGGGGAACAGUCUUAGAAGCACAUAUCAACCAAGGAAGUAACUUCCUGGAUAUCUAUUGCCCACUUGCCCAGGUAUAAUAAACACUAAAGGGGGGAAAACUGACAAGAACUGCCAACUAGUCGACCCGGAAGGGCAGUUCUACCCUAGGUUGGUGUCUUUCUUUUUCUUCCUUUUUAAAAAAAAUCUAUUUCUUAAAUAAUAAUAAAUGCACAUGAUGUGUUAAAUAUGUACAUAUAUAUUUCAAAAGAAAAAAAAUGGGCACAAGAUUGUCUUACAAGUCGUGCUGGCUAAUUUUUAGUUUGUAUUCAUAAGUGGUUUUUAAAAGCCUUUUUUAAAGUGUAAUUUGCAUGUUCUACUUUGAUUGUAUGUAAACAUAUUUUAGAACAAAAAUGUAUUUGUAUUUUAUUGAAUAUAGAGGCAAGAAAAUUGUACAUUGUUUGAAAUGUUCUUUUGUAACAGUUUUUAUUCAUAAAGCAUUUUUGUACAUUUAAAAUGAACACGGACUUGAUGUUAUUUGAGGCGUAGAUACAUCUGGCAUGCUUUACUGUCAUGCUCCUCCAUGGUCUUAGAUGUUGGGUUUUAAACAUUUUUUUCUAAAAGAAAGCUCAGUCUUUUUCGCUACCAGAUCAGGUUAGCACAGUAUAGAGCACUUAACUAUUAAAAAAAAAAAGUUAAUCCUAUUCAUAUGUUAUUCAUUGUGUGAAAUUAAAGACAUUCAAUUCAGUCUAA
This is a messenger RNA of Cavia porcellus (domestic guinea pig), 10811 nucleotides long. RefSeq names its product SET binding protein 1 (gene Setbp1). Lineage: Eukaryota; Metazoa; Chordata; Mammalia; Rodentia; Caviidae. Gene Ontology annotation, molecular function: DNA binding; histone H3K4 methyltransferase activity. Gene Ontology annotation, cellular component: nucleoplasm. The transcript is spliced from 6 exons. Bases 1289 to 6073 code for a protein of 1594 amino acids. Gene Ontology annotation, biological process: regulation of DNA-templated transcription. The record is from RefSeq and is a predicted model, not a curated record.